Molecule: messenger RNA, 1037 nt
Organism: Bactrocera neohumeralis
Lineage: Eukaryota; Metazoa; Arthropoda; Insecta; Diptera; Tephritidae
Exons: 1
Biological process (GO): DNA replication, removal of RNA primer
Molecular function (GO): nucleic acid binding; RNA-DNA hybrid ribonuclease activity
Source: RefSeq, a predicted model, not a curated record
AACACCUGUCCACAACUUUACGCGCAAAAUUUUCUGGAUUAUAAAGCUGAGCUAAGUCAAAAAGCAUUCAACUUUAUUUUUACCGAUGGUUCGAAAACCAAAUUUUCAACCUCAUUUGCAGUAGUCUCUGAAAACCUUGAUGUUUUAAGAAAAGGUAUCCUGCCUAAUCAUUGCUCCAUCUACACCAGUGAAAUCUUUGCUAUCUAUCAAGCCGCCUUAAUUGCAUCGAAAACCCAGGGCAAUUUCUGCAUUUGUACUGACAGUCGGUCUGCCAUUGAUGCCCUCUGGAAAUUCAAAAAGGACAGCGUUCUAGUAACCCACACCAGGGAUUUGCUAAUUAAACACAAAAACGAAAUUAAAUUGAUGUGGAUUCCUGGCCAUUGUGGCAUCCAAGGCAAUGAACUAGCUGACUCUGUUGCGAAGAGUCUUCAUAAUGACCCAGUUAUCUGUUUUGACACUUUUGAAAAGGCCGAUUUGUCGAGGCAUGUACGGCAGUAUAUUAACAAUAAAUCCUUACUAAAGUGGAAAGAAUAUGUUCACCAUUAUGCAGAUAUUAAUCCAACAAAAAUUAGCCCUACUUUUCUUUCGGAUGCUAAACAGUCAAACAUUCUCGUUUUCACAAGACUUCGUUUGGGCCACACGCAGAUCACUCACGGACAUCUUCUUAGUCAUGGAGUAUCAUUAUGCAACGUGUGCGGGGCAAUGAGCACAUCUGUGAAGCAUAUCUUGGGCAUCUGCCCUCGAUUUUCUAUUCAAAGGCAACGGAUUUUUGGCUUGACUGUUCCAUCACAACUUCUUUCCGACACUGCAGCACUUAACAUAAGCAAGAUAUCUAGUUUUAUAGCCUCAUGCAACCUAUCUCAUUUAAUUUAGUUAACCUUAACUGUAUAAUAUUUGUAAUCCAUAAACGAAAUGUAAAUUAGUAUUCUUUUGUAAAACCAGCUGAUGGCCUCGAGCUAGUGCUGUUUUUUUUUUCUCUUGUUUUCUGCAUAUUUAUUGUGCAUGAAAUAAAUAAAUAUCUAUCUAUCUACAUUUAC